Messenger RNA from Prionailurus viverrinus (fishing cat), 2202 nucleotides. RefSeq names its product fibronectin type III domain containing 7 (gene FNDC7). Lineage: Eukaryota; Metazoa; Chordata; Mammalia; Carnivora; Felidae. Gene Ontology annotation, molecular function: protein binding. The coding region runs from base 1 to 2202 and encodes 733 amino acids. The record is from RefSeq and is a predicted model, not a curated record. The transcript is spliced from 12 exons.
AUGGCUGGCGGACCCAAGAAAUGUUUGUCUUUCAUUGGAUUCAGCCUUAUCUGUCUUAAAAUGGUUGCUUCAGCAAAUACAGCUCCUGAAAUACCCACUAUUGAUCAGGCAUAUUCAAAAAUCAGCACCAGCAUCACUGUGGAAUGGGCCACAGUGCCGGGGGCCACCAGUUAUCUCCUCACGGCUGAAGAUGGAGACACUGUCACUGAAACCAUGGUGGCCAAUUCCCCAGGCACUGUGACAGGCCUGAAGGCUGCAACCUUGUACCAAAUCACUGUCAGAUCCGUCAGUGCCACUGGGAGAAGCCCAGCAUCGCUUCCAAAGCAGGCAAAGACAGUGUUGGCUGCACCAAUUCUAGAAGUAAGCUCUCCAAGUCCAGACUCUAUUCUUGUGCAGUGGGAAGCUGUAUAUAUGGCAAUUGGAUUCUCUGUGUCCAUUAUGCGAGCCAAUGGUUUGGGUAGAAUAUGGAAAGAGAAUACCACAAACACCUCCUUGACAUUCACCAGGUUAGAUGCUGGGACUCUCUACACCAUAAAGGCCUAUGCGUGGAAUGCCAAUGGAACCCCUGGGGAUGACUCCACCUGCAAUCAGAGAACAAGUCCUCGUGCCCCUGCCAGCAUUCAAGUCUCUCUUGACGGUGGGGCUCUGACGGCUUCUGUUUCAUGGGCCCCAACGGAAGGAGCUUUCAACUAUACCGUGAUGGCUUUGAGUGACUCUUCGGAGCUGAGCUGUAGUACGACUCUCAGUGCCUGUACUAUCUCCUCCCUACAGUGUGGGACUGAGUACCUAAUUUCAGUUUUAGCAAGUAAUGAUGCUGGGUCUAGCAAGUCAACUUCAUCAGAGGCCCUAAAAACUGUUGCUUGUGCACCUGGAAGAGUGACCAUCCAAGAAGAUCCUCCGGGCCACCUGUCUGUGGCUUGGUCCAAUGUAGAUCUGGGUGAUUACUAUGUGGCCUUUGUGAAGAGUGAUGAUGGCUUGGAAGUCCACUGCAACACAUCCCUCACCCAGUGCAAUUUCUUAUCUGAAUGUGGCUUCACUUACUUUAUUAGUGUUUUUGCCUAUAACAAGGCAGGGCAGAGUCCUCUGGGCGAUGUGUUCAAUUAUACCACAGCCCCCUGUUGUCCUAGCGAUAUUAACCCUGUGUUGGUGUCCAGUGACAGAGUAGAGAUUGUCUGGUCUCCUGUCCGUGGUGCCGAACUUUAUGAAACCAAGGCUGUAGAUGGGUUCAAAGUGGUUGAGUGCAAUGACACUGCUCCUGCUUGCACCCUCUCCGCUCUAGAGUGUGACACCAAGUACAACAUCACAGUGUAUUCCUUCAGUGAAGUCCGGGGCAGCAAUAUGUCAUGUACUUCCCGAUUUGUAACCACAGCUCCUUGCAGUCCCGAAAUAAAAAACGUUUCAAAGGAUGCAUUCUCCAUGAUUCGUGUGCACUGGCGAUCCACUAAUGACGAUGCCACUUACACGGUGACUGCCCAGGGGGAGAAAGGGCUGUAUCGGUGCAGCAGCACGGGAGAGUCCUGCGUGGUGGGGAGCUUGCCCUGCGGCUCCGUGUUCUCCGUCACUGCGGUGGCUGAAACACAGGCAGGGCGGAGCCUGCCCAGCUUCAGUGUGCCCCUGGAAACAGUGCCGUGCUGUCCAGCUGGUCUGACAGUAACUCAGGUCACCCAAUCAGUAAUCAACGUGAGCUGGACUGUUGGGACCGGGGCCCAAACCUAUGUGACAGUUCUGGAGUCGCACACCGGACAGUCUAAGUGUCUCACCCAUCAAAACCAGUGCCUCCUGGGAUGUAUCACAUGUGGCGUCAAUUACACAGUGGCAUUAAAAGCGAUUAGUGCCACUGGGUUGACUGCAGACUGCACCUACCAAAGUUAUUCCUCUAGUGCCUGCUGCCCUUUGGGAGUGAAAUUAUAUAGGCUGAGCCCUAAUGGCAUCCGAAUCUACUGGCAAGCCUCCAGGGGCUCUACCAAUUAUAGCACUGACCUCUACGGUUCUAAAGGCAUUUUCACCUGUGCCCCAAGAGCUGGCCUCAGUUUUUGUGAUGUCACCGAGAUACCCUGUGGGGAUGUAUAUACCGUGAUGGUCUCACCAGUUGCUGAGACAGGACUGAAGCUUACUUUCUGUCCAAAAAAAAUCUAUUCAGUAACCUGCUCUGGAAGUACACUUGGAAUGGUGAUUUACCGAGGGAAAAGAAAUGCAGAAUAA